Brachypodium distachyon (stiff brome) is the source of this 3576-nucleotide messenger RNA. Its product is annotated as trihelix transcription factor GTL1. NCBI's taxonomy places the organism in Eukaryota, Viridiplantae, Streptophyta, Magnoliopsida, Poales, Poaceae. The record is from RefSeq and is a predicted model, not a curated record. The transcript has 3 exons. Bases 811 to 3087 code for a protein of 758 amino acids.
CCCCUGUAACAAACCAUUCGUCGCAGGCACCGCAUUUCGAAUACACACAUACGUAUACUACAAUACAAAUAUACAAGAGAAAGUAUACGGGGGCACAGGAUUGCGGUGGAAUUUGGUUUGUUUUGAGGGGAGGAGGAUGGUUGAUGAUGGAUCGACGGACGGAGAAGGGGGAAGAGUCGUCGUAGGGUAGAGGAGGAGGAGGGAUGGAUCAAUCAGUACAAGCACCAACAGCAGCAGCCAGCCCAUCGAUCCUUUUGUAAGGGCACCCUCUUGCUUUUCUCUCUUUUUUUCUGUUCGUUGUAGGAGAGCCUGCCGUUCCCCGGCCCUCUCUUUCUUCCUCCCUUUGGACCCCCUUUCCAGUUGUCCACACUCCCAUCUUUUUCACCAUCUCUCCCAUCCAUCCACCGAUCCCCAACCCCAGCCGGCGUCCUCCCUCUCCGGACCUUCCCUACUUGUGCCAGGGCCUCUUUUCCAAUUUCAUCCUCUCCCUCCAAUUCUACUCCCCGGCCCUCUUUUCUCUCGCUCUCCCUCUCCGCCCACACCACACUCACUCGGUGUGCGUGUGUGAGAGAGAGGGGAGAUGAGCUAGGAGGAGGGGGAAGCUACAAACCGGAAUUAAUUGCCUAUAAUUCAGUACUUCUCCCAAUUGCUCUUCUAGCUCCUUCUUCCAUAUACAGUUUUCUACAAGCAACUGAAGGUUGCCGGAAAAUACUGCUCCUGUUUGUUUUCUUCCCAAAGAAGCGAGCUAGCGUUGUUCAAGGCGCAGAAGAGGCCAUCUUGGUCGGUGGUGGUGGUGCCGUGGCGGCAUCCAUGCAGCAGCACCAGGGUGGCGGGUCCCAGUACGGGGCGCCGCCGCCGCAGGACAUGGGGCCGUUCUCGACGGCGCCGCCGGCUCCCGGCCCGGUGCCGCUGAGCAGCCGGCCGCCCGCGCCGACGCAGCAGCAGCAGCCGACCUACGAGGAAUUGGCGGCCGCGUCCGGCGCGGGCGCUGGCAGCGGCGGCUUCCCCGACGACGACAUGCUCGGCGGCGACAACAGCGGCGGCGGUUUGGGCGCGAGCGGCGGCAACCGGUGGCCGCGGGAGGAGACGCUGGCUCUCAUCAGGAUCCGCUCCGAGAUGGACGCUACCUUCCGCGACGCCACCCUCAAGGGUCCCCUCUGGGAAGAGGUCUCCAGGAAGCUUGCGGAGUUGGGCUACAAGAGGAACGCCAAGAAGUGCAAGGAGAAGUUCGAGAACGUGCACAAGUACUACAAGCGCACCAAGGAAGGCCGCACCGGCAGGCAGGACGGCAAGAGCUACCGCUUCUUCUCUGAGCUCGAGGCGCUGCAUGCCACCACCACCGCGCAGCACCACCAGGAGCAGCAGCUGCCGCCGGUCAGCAGCGCCGCCGCCCCGCCGCAGCUGCAGCACGCCUUCGCGGCGCCCGCCGUAUCCGCGCCGCUGCCGAUGAGCACAAUGCCGCCGCCACCGGGGCCGAUCCAGCCGGCGCCCAUAUCUUCGGCGGCUCCGGCGGCACAUGUAGCGGAGCUCCACCAGGCACCACCGCCCCUCGGCCUGCAAGGCUUGAGCUUCCCGUCCAUGUCCGAGUCAGAGUCGGACGACGAGUCUGAGGAUGACGAGAUGACGGCGGAGACCGGCGGCGGCAGCGGCAGCCAGGAUGGCCUCGGCAAGCGCAAGCACGGCGGCAGCAAGAAGCUGAUGGCCUUCUUCGAGGGCCUCAUGAAGCAGGUCAUCCAGAGGCAAGAGGAGAUGCAGCGGCGGUUCCUGGAGACGAUGGAGAAGCGAGAGGCGGAGCGCAUGGCAAGGGAGGAGGCGUGGCGCAAGCAGGAGGUGGCCCGCCUGAACCGCGAGCAGGAGAUCCUCGCGCACGAGCGCGCCGCCGCCGCGUCCCGCGACGCGUCCAUCAUCGCCUUCCUCCAGCGCGUCGGCGCGGGGCAAGCCGUGCAAGUCCCCGCCCCCGUCGUCAUCCCGAUGCCCGCGCCGAUGCAGGUCCAGACCCCAAGGCAACCUCCUCGACAGCAGCUCCCUCCUCCGCCGCCGCCCGCACAGGCCACGGCGCCACCGCCGCAGCCCAUCCCAGCCGCGCCGCUCCAACAGCAACCGCCUCCACCACAGCCACAGCACAAGGAAACGACGAUGGCGCGCCAAGAGGCCGUGACAACGCCGCGCAGCGCGCCGACACCGACACCGACACCGGCUUCCGGGGGCACAUCACUGGCGCUGGUUCCCGUCUCUGAGCAGCAGGUUGAGAGUCAUGGUCUCGGAGGAGGAGGGGAUCAUGGCGGGGCCGCGUCGUCGUCGCGGUGGCCCAAGACGGAGGUGCACGCGCUGAUCCAGCUGCGGAUGGACAUGGACAACCGGUACCAGGAGAACGGGCCCAAGGGCCCGCUGUGGGAGGAGAUCUCGUCGGGGAUGCGGCGGCUGGGUUACAACAGGAACCCGAAGCGGUGCAAGGAGAAGUGGGAGAACAUCAACAAGUACUUCAAGAAGGUAAAGGAGAGCAACAAGAGGCGGCCCGAGGACUCCAAGACUUGCCCCUACUUCCACCAGCUCGAGGCCAUCUACCGCAAGAAGCACAACGGCGCCGGCGCCGCUGCCGCCGUGUCCGCCGCCAACGCCGCCGCCGUCGCGUCUGUCUGUGCUGUCACCACUGAUCAGCAGCAGUCCCUGAGCCUGAACCGGCACGAGAUCGAGGGCAAGAAGAUCAACGACAACGACAAGAGGAACAACGGAGGAGUUGGAGGAGCCACACAGACGCAGGUGCCGACCAGUAACGGCGAGACAACGCCGACGACGACCCCGCCGCUCGACUUCAGUGAGAAAAAGCCAGAAGACACUGUGAGGGAGCUGAGCGAGCAGCAGCAGCACCGGGAGUUCACGACGGACGAGACCGACAGUGACGACAUGGGCGAUGACUACACUGACGGCGAGGACGGCGAGGACGAUGGCAAAAUGCAGUACAGGAUACAGUUCCAGACGCCAAACCCCGUCGGCACUAACAAUGCACCUCCACCGGCAACGACCCAGACGACCGCCGUUCCGCCGACUUCGACUCCAUCGAGCUCCUUCCUCGCCAUGGUUCAGUAGGCGCCGCGCUUUCAGACAGACAAAAGCCUCGAAGCAUCAACAUCACCGACUCACCACUCCAUGCAUCACCCUCCUUGAGUCCAUCCAUCGUCACCAUCAGUCCAUCACAUCACAUCAUCACCAACGACGACUGUUCUUCUUCAUCAUGUAAUUCCUCUCGUGCCAUUCCAUUAUUUAUUGAUUCGUUCUGUGCAAUAAGAGUCUCUUCUGUCCCCUUAACCGGCCGGGGACGCAGAGGGGGUGGCCGGCCGGUAGAACAAGCGAUCAAGGUCCCUGGGUAACUUAUUUAUAUAGGUGUUCCGUGUUCAUCAUCCUGUUAUGAUCGAGAAUUGUACAUCGAUGUAAGAGUCCCUGAUGUCUUCUUAUUUUUUUCUCCUUUCCCUUAUGGUGACAACGGUAUACAAGUCUGUAUACAGGUAUACAACAAUUACAUAUACAUUUUCAAGCAACUUGGAACAAAGGUCCAGAAGGUGUUUUUGCCGUGGAGUU